AUUUUUGAGCCAUCUUUGUCAUUGGCAAUUCGUGAAACUGUUGGAAUGUUCAUUCCUCAAAUUGACAACAUAAUAAAACUGCCUCCGACACACGUGGCGGACUUCUUCAUCCGUGUCGUCAAAGAGACAGUCGACUAUCGCGAGAAGAACAACAUCAAGCGAAAUGAUUUCAUGCAACUCCUCAUCGAACUCCGCAAUAAAGCACAGUUGCUCGAUGACUACGAAAACACAGAAUUGUCGAGCACUGACAAUGAACUUCCAAAAGUUAGCAAGACUCAGAAUGGGACUUCCAAAGAUUCCGACGAUAUAGAACUGACUGACUCGCUGCUGGCAGCGCAAGCUUUUGUUUUCUUCGCUGCCGGGUACGAAACAUCUGCUACGACCAUGGGCUUUGCCCUCCACGAACUAGCUAUGAACUUAGAUGUACAAGAUAAAUUGCAGGUUGAGCUCGACUCCGUGCUCGGUGAGCACAAUGGUGAAUUUUCAUAUGAAUCCAUACAGAAGAUGAAUUACCUGGACAAAGUUAUCCAAGAGACGCUGAGGAAAUACCCGCCGCUGCCCAACCACUUCCGGCGAUGCACGGUGCCCUACAUCAUCCCGGGCACCAAGGUGCGCCUCGAGAAGGGCACGCGCGUCUUCAUUCCCAUCCUCGGCCUGCAGAUGGACCCCGCCUACUUCCCGGACCCCCACAAGUUCGACCCCGAGCGCUUCAGCGAGGAGAACAAGGCCACGCGGCCGCGUUUCGCCUAUUUGCCCUUUGGGGAGGGGCCGCGCAACUGCAUC
This is a messenger RNA of Gryllus bimaculatus (two-spotted cricket), 783 nucleotides long. Lineage: Eukaryota; Metazoa; Arthropoda; Insecta; Orthoptera; Gryllidae. The record is from the annotation of a GenBank genome assembly.